AUGGGCAUUGAUCUGGCGGGACUGUCUUGGGCACGGCUUGCACUGGUCGUCGCCCUGCUUUACCUACCCUGGCUGGCCUUCUACAGACUAUACUGGCACCCGCUCGCGAGGUUCCCCGGCCCGCCGCUGGCCGCACUCACUCGCUGGUACGAGGCUUAUUAUGAUGUCGUCUGCGGCGGCCACCCGUGUGAGCUCCAUGUCAACGACCCUGCCUUUUACAAGCAGCUUUACACCCAGGAUGGGCGCUGGGACAAGUACGGUUGGGCCACCGCGGCCUUCGGAGCGCCAACAGCCACUCUCCAUACUCUUGAUUCGUACCAACACAAGCGCCGUCGUGCCGCGCUCAACCCCUUCUUCUCCAAGGCCAACGUGAACCACCGCGUCAUCGGAUCCAUGACCGAAAAGCUGUGUCGUCGUCUGAGUGCACUCCCCAGUGGAGAGACCAUCAACCUCGGAAAUGCGAUCAGCGCCUUGACCAGGGAUAUCGCCACCGAGGUCCUCAUCGGUGGGAGCUUCAACCAUCUGGAGGCAGACGAUUUCCACGCCGAACUAGCGACGCUGCAGCAGAAUGGAGGCGAGAUCUGGCGCACGACCAAACACAUCCGCUGGUUCGGUCCGCUGAUGCAGUCCUUGCCCCUCAGUGUCGUCGAAAAAUUGGGGGACAAAGGUCUCUUGAACUUUCUGUCGUAUAUUGAGUGGGGCAUGAUGAAAAUCACGCAAGAUAUCUUGUCGCAGUUUCAAGCCUCUGGUGAUGAGUUCUCUCUUGGAAAAGGCGAACAUGCCCCCACCAUUGUCCACCAGGUCCUGGCCUCUGACCUUCCGCCGUCCGACAAGGCCUUCGAGCAUCUCUCCGAGGAGGUCAUGACUGUCACAAGUGCCGGCAUGGAGACCACUGCCAACUCCCUGCGCGUUACGACAUACCACAUUUUCAAUUCCCCUGAUGUCCUCCGCCACCUGAGAGAGGAGCUCACUGCUUCCAGUGUCGACCUGUCUGACCUAGAGACAAAGGACGGAGCCCAUCUUGCGACGCUCGAGGCCUCACCGUACCUUACUGCGGUACUCAUGGAGGGACUACGACUUAGUACACCCAUUGCAUCGCGCUCACAGCGAAUAGCACCCGACCGCGAAUUACAGUACCGUCAAUGGCGCAUUCCCGCUGGCACCCCUGUCGGCAUGACGCUCCUGUUGAUGCAUCGGGAUGAGAAUCUUUACCCAGAGCCCAGCAAAUUUGACCCGGGCCGGUGGCUUGACACAUGGGCAGAGAUUUACAUCGUCAUUGCGACGCUGGUCCAACGUUUCGAUUUGCAAUUCGACGGUGUAGGGCUGCUCGACGUCGAGCCAGUGAGCGAUAAGUGGAUGGCCGCAACUGCUCGGCAGAAUGGGUUCAAGGCUCUUGUGACGCCGCGUCUGUAA
Molecule: messenger RNA, 1413 nt
Organism: Anthostomella pinea
Lineage: Eukaryota; Fungi; Ascomycota; Sordariomycetes; Xylariales; Xylariaceae
Source: the annotation of a GenBank genome assembly